Nematolebias whitei (Rio pearlfish) is the source of this 1557-nucleotide messenger RNA. RefSeq lists its product as uncharacterized. Lineage: Eukaryota; Metazoa; Chordata; Actinopteri; Cyprinodontiformes; Rivulidae. The transcript has 7 exons. Gene Ontology annotation, molecular function: cysteine-type endopeptidase inhibitor activity. Gene Ontology annotation, cellular component: extracellular region. The coding region runs from base 99 to 1385 and encodes 428 amino acids. Gene Ontology annotation, biological process: negative regulation of endopeptidase activity. The record is from RefSeq and is a predicted model, not a curated record.
GUUCCAAAAGUCAUUUUCUGGAUUGAAGGCAAACACAAGAGAACAAACUUCACAUCCGUGCAGCUCUGUUUGUCAAUGUCCUUCAAACCUCUGUCACCAUGGACAUCGGUACAUUUUUACUGCUAAUUCCUCUGCUGUCUCUCCAAUCUCUGCAUGUGCAUGGGGAAGAUUAUCUGCUGAUGCCCGUUGAGCUUGCUCCCAUCCCCUGUAAUGACAAAGCGGUGGAGAAACUCUCUCGCCUGGCUGCCACCUACAUCAACGAGGAUCGAACCGAGGGCUACAAGUUUGCCCUGAAUCGAAUUGCAAAUGUCCACCUGCAUGCUCAGGGACCUGCAGGAAAUGUCUAUUAUCUGGACCUGGAUGUCCUGGAGACCAAGUGUCAUGUAGGCAGCCCAAAGCCAUGGAAACGUUGUGACGUCAGACCAUUCAUGGAAACGCAAAUCUCUGGCACCUGUAACACCACCAUUCUGCACACCCCGGAGGGCUAUUCCUACCUGUACAGCUACGACUGCGCUCUGGUCCCAGAUCAGCCGGAGAAGCUCCAGCAGACCUGUCCGACCUGCCCCCUCCUGCUUCCCAAUGACCAUCCCGAGGCCAUGAAUGCUGCCGGCCUCACUCUGGUGUCCUACAAGAGGAAGUCCGCUCUGGGUGCAGGACUUGGAGUGAAAAAGGUCACCCGAGCUGCAGCACAGGAUGUGCCAACAAAAGCCAUCUUUGUGGAGUACACAGUCCAAGAGUGUCCAGAGGGAAUUACAGAGAGAGGAACCUGCCAACGGCUGAGUCUCAAAUCAGACACGGAGAGUACAGGUUUCUGUACGGGAUCAGUGCGUGGAGACUUGAACAAACAUCCUGAUGUCCGGGUGUCCUGUGAGAUGUUUAAAAUACAGAACGUUGACAUGGUCCGACCAGUGCAGCCACAGGUUCACGACCUUCCUCCAGACCCUGAGAUCUCAACCGUUCUACCUCUGCCUGAUGACCCAGAAUAUGAUCCGCAGCCUGUUCCUUCUGACCCGCUGGCCCCCACUGUUGCUCAGCCAGCACCGUUUGACCCGACAGCUGCACCCUCUGGUCCCUCAGAAACCUCGAUUGUGGUGAACUCCUCUAACCCUCUCGGCUCUUCUUCCAGCGAGUCUGCUGAGGAUCUGGUGAACGUGAAACCCGGCACUGUCGACACAGGGGUUUCUGCGUCGUCCUCUGAAGAAGCUGGAGGUCCUGUGGCUCUGCGCCCACCCUUCAGCUUCCGCUACCAGAGGCGUGAUCGUAAGAAACGGCAGGCCUUGAUGGAGACCUCUCCAACUCACAACCCCGUAUUCUUGUCUGAUUUUCCCAGUGGGCCAUCUCCUUUCCGAUCCUGUCCUGGUCCGGCUCGAUAUGCCACAGUUUAAUCCAUCUUCUGAUAUCUGAAUUACCUGUUGAGAGCCUGGACAGAUAAACUGCUCUGCUAGCUGCCACUGGAGGCUUGGAUUAAUUGGUGUUAAUGAGAGGAGUGCUGUCUUCAUCCCUGACCCUAAGAGACAGAGACAGACAACUCAAAUGUGUAUUUAAUGAUUUAAAUAU